CCUCAACCCCAUUAUCAUAUUUGUUCCUUCUUUCAUUUUCUCAUAUUCCUUGCUGAUUAAUUUUAUUUUAUUAGCAACAUUCUGAAGUUUUUAAAUCAUAUUAGAUUGGAAGCUUGAGAUUGAAUCCAGUGUUCAUCCAGAAAGGAAUUUUUUCCCUUUUUUUUCUCUGAAUGAUGAACAGUUUCAUGGGAUUCUUAGAGAACAACAAUUAUUCUUGAUUUUAUAAAAUUAUUAUUACAUGUGACGUGAUUGGACAAGAUCUGUAAAAGCAUUUUCGAAAGGAAAUUAUUGAUAUAUUAUUUUGAAUUCACUGUAUUGUAAUUUUCCUAGGAAAUAAAAUAAUUUUGUCUGUGAAGAGGAGAAGACUGAAGACUGAAGACUGAUUCGAUUGAAUGAGAGAGAGGAGGGUUGUGGGGGAAGAGUAGGUUGAGAAUAUGCAGGUGUUGGGGGGGCAUCUUGGUCAGAAAAUAAAUGUAAGAAAAGGACCAGUUUUGGAUUUUUCUAGCGUCUCUAUGUGCUGGGGAGUUUUUCUCAUGUAUGAACAGACAAAAACUAAAGGAGGUGAGAGAAAGUUGUGUGAAGCAAAGAAAGGUAUUACAGAGAGGAAAGAGAAAAGCCCAUAUGCUUUUGGGUUUGUUCUAUCCCCAGUCCAGGUGCUCUUCUCAAUCAUUGCAACAAGUGGUCUGCACAAUAUAGUCAUUUUUGUGGAAAAAUAAAAUGAGCUUCAAUAGCUCCACUAUGGGUUCUGGUAGUAGAACUACUAGAAGAACAUUUGAGUUUGGAAGGACCCAUGUGGUCAGGCCCAAAGGGAAGCAUCAGGCCACUAUAGUUUGGCUACAUGGCCUUGGUGACAAAGGUUCAAGCUGGUCCCAGAUCUUGGAGACCUUGCCUCUUCCAAAUAUCAAAUGGAUUUGCCCAACAGCUCCUACUCGACCUGUAGCAUUACUUGGUGGAUUUCCAUGCACUGCUUGGUUUGAUGUAGGAGAGAUUUCAGAAGACGCUCCUGAUGAUUUGGAAGGUUUAGAUGCUUCGGCAGCUCAUGUUGCAAAUCUGUUAUCAACAGAGCCUGCCAAUAUCAAACUCGGUGUUGGAGGCUUCAGUAUGGGUGCUGCAGUAGCCGUCUACUCUGCAACAUGUCGGGUUUUAGGGCAAUAUGGGAAUGGGAACCCAUACCAAGUCACUCUAAGUGCUAUUGUUGGACUAAGUGGCUGGCUUCCAUGUUCAAGGACCUUGAUGAACCAAAUGGAACGAUCACAUGAGGCUGCAAGGCGCGCAGCAACCUUGCCUAUUUUGCUCUGUCAUGGAAUAGGUGAUGAUGUGGUUGCGUAUAAACAUGGAGAGAAAUCUGCACAGACCUUAAGUGCAGCAGGAUUUCGGAAUCUUACAUUUAGAACCUAUAAUGGGCUUGGCCACUACACCAUCCCUGAAGAGACCGAUGAAGUUUGUAAUUGGCUAACUGCAAGGUUGAUGCUUGACGGGUCCAGGUCGUAAUUGCGGGAAAGCUGGUGAGGAAGCAUAUUAAGGAAUAGAAAAGGCAGUAUAGAGUGGGUGUUGGUAUGGGGUAUAUGGUAUAGCACAAAUCUGUCCUUCCACUUAUUAUUCCCUCUUGAUCUCUCUUUUUUUUUUUUUUCUUUCCUCCCUAAAAUAAAUCUUUUAGUAUUGGCUCAAGUCUGGUAUUUGUUUAGUUGGCUACUUGGAGAAGGUAUUGGUUUUCCCCUUUUCUCUCUAUUUUUAACUUCUAGGGUUUGGGUUAGUUAACGCUCUCUACGGAGAGUUUUGGUGUUUGGGAGACGAUGUAAUUGAGAAUAUUUUCCUUUCUUUAAGGUUGCUGAAGAUUGGAUGUC
Messenger RNA from Vitis vinifera (wine grape), 1844 nucleotides. RefSeq lists its product as uncharacterized. Gene Ontology annotation, molecular function: hydrolase activity. Lineage: Eukaryota; Viridiplantae; Streptophyta; Magnoliopsida; Vitales; Vitaceae. The record is from RefSeq and is a predicted model, not a curated record. The transcript is spliced from 10 exons. Bases 718 to 1491 code for a protein of 257 amino acids.